AUGCCUGAGUGGCCUGCCCUUCCCUUCUUUCCAUACCCGCCUUCCAAGGCUGGCUACUGGAACCCCGUUACGUCGACCUUGAAUUGGUGCGAGGAGGAUUACUAUGUGACCAUCUACUCCGCCGAGAUUGUCAACGCUCUGACAAACCUUCUGUUUAUGUGGCUCGGAAUCAAAGGGCUACGCAGCUGUAGGCGCAAUGGACAUGAUUCGAUCUUUGAAGUGGCGUACUAUGGUUAUCUCCUGGUUGGAACGGGGAGUUUCCUGUUCCAUUCGACCCUGAAAUAUCCCAUGCAACUCGUUGACGAGCUUUCUAUGAUUUACACCACAUGUUUGAUGUGCUAUGCGUCCUUCUCUUACUCGAGACCGACAAGCGUCCGUGUAUUCCUAGCCAUUGCGCUGACCGGUCUGGCCGUCUUCAUCACCCUCUAUUACCACUACCUUCAAGACCCUGUCUUCCACCAGAAUGCAUACGCUCUCCUGACCAUUGUCGUCGUCCUGCGGAGUAUGUACACCAUGGAGGUAACCCUUCGCCCUAAAUGGCGACACACCACCGAGGAUGACCGGAUAGCGCGCGAGAAGCAGGGUCUACCCGUUCCUUCGAAGGAUCAUCAACAUUACGAGAAUGUGCGAGAUGUCAAGAUUCUGAAGACCAUGUGGUUCAUGGUUAUUUAUGGACUGAGCAUGUUCCUCGGCGGUUUCUUUAUCUGGAACUUGGAUAACCACUUUUGCACUAAGAUCCGCGGAUGGCGGCGGGUAGUGGGGCUUCCGUGGGGUAUGUUCCUUGAAGGUCAUGGCUGGUGGCAUCUUAUGACCGGUAUUGGUGCGUACCUCUAUAUAAUUUGGGGCAUUUGGCUGCGCCACUGCUUGAACAACCGUCAAGAGGAGUAUUACCUGUGGUGGCCGCACAUCUGGAACUUCCCCGAGAUCAUCCGUAUUAGCUCCAAAGACAAGGGCGAAAAUGGCGUGGCCAAGAAAUCAAACUAG
Messenger RNA from Aspergillus pseudonomiae, 984 nucleotides. Its product is annotated as ceramidase. Gene Ontology annotation, cellular component: endoplasmic reticulum membrane. Gene Ontology annotation, biological process: ceramide catabolic process; ceramide biosynthetic process. The coding region runs from base 1 to 984 and encodes 327 amino acids. The transcript has 4 exons. Lineage: Eukaryota; Fungi; Ascomycota; Eurotiomycetes; Eurotiales; Aspergillaceae. The record is from RefSeq and is a predicted model, not a curated record.